Molecule: messenger RNA, 633 nt
Organism: Hydatigera taeniaeformis
Lineage: Eukaryota; Metazoa; Platyhelminthes; Cestoda; Cyclophyllidea; Taeniidae
Source: the annotation of a GenBank genome assembly
AUGGCAACCCUCGGAGCCAAUCUGGAUGCCAACAUGGACAUCCGCAGUAUCAACACGGUCAUUAUGAUGGCAUGGGCCGAGGAUACAGCCAUAAUCAGUUCCAUAAUCAUGGCCAUGACCAUUGCGAUAUGUGUCGGCGGGCUUCCAUGCGGCACACAGGAAGCCGAGAAUAUCGACAAAUGUGUCAACAUAGACCACAAUGUCAUCGACACCAGGAUUGCCGACAUUGCUGCGGACGACGGAAUGACUACAGCAGCGACAGCGACAGUGAUGACAGUUGUUAUGAUUAUGUUCGACCUGGACGUCCACAACCCGUCACAGAUGCAGCAGAGAUAUCAACAAAUGCCACCACCACAACAGGGACAGGGUCAGUACCAACCUCCACAGGAACAGCAACAACAACAACAACAGCCGCCGCCGCAACAGAAACCACCACCUCCGGAGCUAGAAGAAUUGCGUAAAAAUGUUUUCAAAGGCAUCAAGGAAUUCAGCAAAAGCCUAAAGAAACAACAAUGGUGUGGCGAUAUGGAUUAUGUACGAAGUACUCGCAAGGUGAAGCAUGGACACAAAGAUGAGUCAUUGGAGGACCACAGAAAACAAUCGAGGCGUCGUGACUGGAUCCAGCACUACUAA